Alnus glutinosa is the source of this 339-nucleotide messenger RNA. Its product is annotated as V-type proton ATPase subunit G1-like. The record is from RefSeq and is a predicted model, not a curated record. Gene Ontology annotation, molecular function: proton-transporting ATPase activity, rotational mechanism. Gene Ontology annotation, cellular component: vacuolar proton-transporting V-type ATPase complex. Lineage: Eukaryota; Viridiplantae; Streptophyta; Magnoliopsida; Fagales; Betulaceae. Gene Ontology annotation, biological process: proton transmembrane transport. The transcript is spliced from 3 exons. The coding region runs from base 7 to 339 and encodes 110 amino acids.
AGAUAGAUGGAUUCCUUUAAAGGACAAGGAAGCAUUCAGAUGCUGUUAAUUACAGAGCAGGAGGCCCAACACAUUGUUUCCAUUGCUAGAAACUUGAAGAUAGCAAGGUUGAAGCAAGCAAAAGAAGAAGCUGAGAGGGAAGUGGCACUUUAUCGCUCUCAUCUGGAAGCUGAGUUCCAAAAAAAAACUUCAUAUACAAGUGGGAGCUCGGUGUCUAAUGUAAAACGACUUGAAGAGGAAACUGAAGGGAAGAUUCGAAACUUGAACGAAUCAGCAUCAAGGAUCUCACACGAAGUUAUUGGCAUGCUCAUCAAGUAUGUCACAACACUGAAAACUUGA